AUGCAUCCAUCUUUUAAUAAUAAUAAUAAUGUAUUAAGGCAACAACAACAACAACAGCAGCUACAUCAACAACAAUUGUAUUAUCAACAACAACAACAACCUCAGGUACAACAACAACAACAACAACAGCAUCAACAACAUGACAUUCAUACAAUGAAUCACAUGUUGAAUCAAAUGAGUGGACAUCACCAACAACAACAUCAAAUGUCAAUACCAAAUGAUGAUGUAGUAGUAUCACCUACUUCAUCUACAACAACAUCUACAUCAUUGGCAUCGUCAACAUCAUCUUCAUUGUCAUCGUCCAGAAAGAAAGGAACAAUCAAAGAGAUAGUCGAUGAGAAUGAUCUAGAUCAAUCGAUAAGCGAUACAGUCGGCGGUGUACAACUACCAAUUAAUAGCGAUGAUGACGAACAACAUGAACAACAAUGUCAGGGUAUUGUACAACAUGGUGAUGAUGAUCAUCAUCUACUUAGUCAUCCAAUGUUGGGUGAGCCACUACAUCAUCAACAACAUCACGACCUAUAUAUACAACAACAACAACAACCUUUAUACAACAACAACAAUAAUAGUCGACUUCAACAACAUCCAGCUCAAGUGAUGGCACAUGGAAAUGAUAUGUCUCUCGCAUGGAAUCAACCAAACACUCAUCUACAUCAUCCAAUUGGUAUGAUGCAGCAACAACAAAUGCAACAACAGUUACAACAUCAACAACAACAUCAACAACAACAGUUGGGUGGUACGUACAGCUUCAGCAGUAGCAGCAGUAGUAUAAGCAGUAUUAGCAGCAGCAGCAGCAGUACAAGUAGCUUCUCAUCGAGUAUUGUCGGACCGCAACAGGACAGUCUGUUCUACAGCACUUCGUCAUCAAUGUCCUACGGCAAUGGCAUGCCGAUACAGUUCAGGUCGUCGCAGACACAGGUCAACGGCGCGUUUGUCGAGCAGCACAACAUUGCCAUCGACGGACAGGACCAGACCGAGAAGAUGUCCAUCUACCGCGGCAUUGGCGAUCGAGCGAGGAUGGUGCAGCGCGAGCGCAAGAGUGACGGACUGUUCGAGUCGUCCGAGACCGUCAAGAACAUCCCGCUGGAACAGGGCGAGCAGUUUGAUCAUGAGUUUGCUCACAGAGUACCGUUCCAAAUGCGAAGUCAGUAUGGCAAUGGCAGUGUCAAUGGCAAUGUCAACAACAACAGUGGAGGCACUGGUGGCUUUGGACAUCGAAUAGACACCUCUUCCGGCACCAACUAUUGA
Acytostelium subglobosum LB1 is the source of this 1248-nucleotide messenger RNA. RefSeq lists its product as hypothetical. The transcript has 2 exons. The record is from RefSeq and is a predicted model, not a curated record. NCBI's taxonomy places the organism in Eukaryota, Evosea, Eumycetozoa, Acytosteliales, Acytosteliaceae. Bases 1 to 1248 code for a protein of 415 amino acids.